UGCGGGCACAGGAGGAUGGAGGGAGGGUGCGAAUCACGGGAGGGAGGCGGCGGCGCUCCCUAUGGUGCCGAGCCCUCCCAUCACAUGACGGCGCCGGCUGAUGAGGCGGUUCCGCCCGCCCCGGUGCCCGGUGCUGCCGCCCGCCUGCGGUUGCUGCGGGGAGGGAGGCGCGGGGCCGCCCCCGGGACAGCGGCGCUGCCGGGCUGCGGGGACGAGAGUAACAAUUUCAAGAUGUCAGAUGGUCCAAGAGUCUCGUUCAGUGCAAUUGAUUCUGCUCUUUCUUCUUUGAAAAACUGCCAGUCCUUCAUCAAGUCUGGGAUGGAUGUGACUACUCAGGUUGCCCUUGACCUUGUGGAAAGUUUCAAUGAUGAAGAAGAAGUUAACAAUAUGGAAAAAGUCAUGUUAGAAUAUGCUACAAUGGACAGAAAACUUAGUCAUUAUAUAAAAGCAUUUGAAGAAACCAUAAAUCAGGUAAAACGAGAAAAACCAGAAAAUUUACCAGAUUUAGAAAACUUGGCGCGAGAAAAAUUCCUUGAAAUGGAGAGCAUGAACAGUGACUCAGAUUUACAACAGAAUGAAAAAUAUAUGUAUUUUAAGGAUCAACUUAAGGAGAUGAAAAAACAAUAUCAUGGUACUGACACCAUUGAACAAAUUGAUGAAGAUAUAGCCGUGACUCGAAGUCAGAUGAACUUUAUUUGUCCCAUUACACAGGUGACAAUGAAGAGGCCAGUGCGGAACAAAGUCUGUGGACAUAUUUAUGAAGAAGAUGCCAUCCUAGAAAUGAUCCAGACUCAAAAGCAGAAAAAGAAGAAAGUCCGAUGCCCUAAAAUGGGCUGUAGCCAUGUUGAUGUAAAAGGAUCAGAUCUUGUACGAGAUGAAAUAUUUAAAAGACUGAUUGACAGUCAGAAAAAACAAAGCUGGUCAACACUGGACACGUGAGCUGGAUAUGCUACUGCCACAAAGAAAAUUUGUUAUUAGAGGUCUUGUAAUAUUUUAAGUUGCUGAUUUUAAAUAGAUUGUAUAAUUGAUUGUUAUUUGUUAAAUGUUUCAUUUAUAGGUAAAUCAUUGUUAAAUGUUUCAUUUAUAGCCAAAGUUGAAAGUCUCCACUGUAACUGAAAGCAUUUUUUUAACUCAAGAAUAUAAGGAAUUCCAGUUAAACUUGUUUGGUUUUUUUCUACCUUCCUGAAUUUCUAAAAGCUUGCAUUUGGUAAAUAAAGCAUGUUUUGCAGCGUUUAAA
Messenger RNA from Taeniopygia guttata (zebra finch), 1237 nucleotides. RefSeq names its product NSE2 (MMS21) homolog, SMC5-SMC6 complex SUMO ligase (gene NSMCE2). Gene Ontology annotation, biological process: double-strand break repair via homologous recombination; protein sumoylation. NCBI's taxonomy places the organism in Eukaryota, Metazoa, Chordata, Aves, Passeriformes, Estrildidae. The record is from RefSeq and is a predicted model, not a curated record. Gene Ontology annotation, molecular function: zinc ion binding; SUMO ligase activity. Gene Ontology annotation, cellular component: nucleus; Smc5-Smc6 complex.